AUGUUGGGCUCGUGGUUUAGAGCGGCGCCGGCUCCGGGGUGCUGGGCUCGAAGGGUAACAGUGCGGCAGUGGUGCUCUUCUCAAAGGGUAGCAACGCGGCGGCAGUACUCCACGAUUAAGAAAGACCGGACGGCCAAGGAGCCGAAAGAUGUGAAGCCAACUUUGGGACGACCGGGGAAUAACCUGAAAAUGGGGAUCUGCGGGCUCCCAAACACCGGCAAGUCCUCUUUCUUCAAUGCGCUCACGAAUAGCGCGGUACCUGCCGAGAAUUUCCCAUUUUGCACGAUAAACCCUAACGAGGCGCGCGUAGCCGUUCCCGACGAACGGCUCGAUUGGCUAGUGGACUUCUAUAAACCGGCAUCCACGAUCCCGGCAUAUUUGAGUGUCACGGAUAUCGCCGGCCUGAUCAAAGGGGCAGCCGAGGGCCUUGGUCUGGGCAACGCCUUUCUGAGCAACAUUCAGCAAGUGGACGGACUGUUCCACCUCUGCCGCGGAUUCGACUCCAGCGAUGUGCUCCACGUCGAAGGUCGGAUAGACCCCAUUUCGGACCUAAUAAUCAUUCAAGAGGAGUUGAGAUUGAAGGAUGCCGACUCGCUGAACAGAUUGCUGGAAUUAAAGAAGAAGGAAUCUGCCAGAGCUGGGAAGAAUAGUGCGAAAAAGAUGGAGGAGUUGGAUGUCUUGCAUAAAGUCCACGAGUGGGUGGUUGGACAGAAGAAGGAAGUUCGCUCCGGCAACUGGAGUGAUGAGGAAAUCGAGGUUAUCAACUCCCUUCAUCUUCUGACCGCAAAGCCGGCGGUGUUCCUGUGCAACAUAUCAGAGAAAGAUUUCAUACGAAUGUCAAACCCGUGGAUGCCAGUCCUCAAAGGCUACCUUGGGCAAAACCAUCCGGACGAUCUGCUGAUUCCUUUCUCGGGGGAAUUGGAAACAACACUAGCAGCAAUGAAUAAAAUACAACAAAAUACCUAUUUGACGGCGCUCUCCAACAAAUACGAUGCACCAAAAUUGGCGAAAUCGGCCUUGCCCGACAUCACGUUCGCGGGCUAUGACGCGCUGAAUCUGCAAUACUUCUUUACCGGGGGCCCCGAUGAGGUCCGCGCAUGGACGAUAAGAGCAAACACCAAAGCACCUCAAGCGGCUAGCGUUAUACAUUCAGAUUUGGAGAAAUCAUUUGUGUUGGCCGAAGUCAUGAGCUACGACGAUUUGCGAUCGUAUGGCUCGGAAGCUUCGGUGAAGAAUGCUGGGAAGUAUGUGCAGAAAGGAAGGGAUUACGUUGUGCAAGACGGUGACAUUAUUUGUAAGUAG
Fimicolochytrium jonesii is the source of this 1302-nucleotide messenger RNA. RefSeq names its product P-loop containing nucleoside triphosphate hydrolase protein. The record is from RefSeq and is a predicted model, not a curated record. Gene Ontology annotation, molecular function: GTP binding; ATP binding; ATP hydrolysis activity. Gene Ontology annotation, cellular component: cytoplasm. Bases 1 to 1302 code for a protein of 433 amino acids. NCBI's taxonomy places the organism in Eukaryota, Fungi, Chytridiomycota, Chytridiomycetes, Spizellomycetales, Powellomycetaceae. The transcript is spliced from 5 exons.